AUGGAUUUCCAUUAUGACAUUAAUUUUAUUUUUCCAAAUGAUGAGCCUCCAUUUGACUCAUCUUCUAAUGAUGAUGAGUUGGAACUUACUCUAGCUAUUGCCAUAGAAGAAUUAAACAAUGAAGGAGUAUCAACAUCAUGUCGUCGUUUGGUUCAACCUCGUAGGUUUAUUUGGUGUAAUCCUUUGCAAGGUCAUGACAGGCUUUUCCAUGAUUAUUUUGCUGAAACACCAGUGUAUCCUCCUAAUGUAUUUCGAAGGAGGUUUCGAAUGAGUCGUUCUCUUUUUCUACGUAUCCAUUCAAGAGUUGAAGCUACUGAACCAUACUUUGUUCAAAAAAGAAAUGCGGCUAACACACUUAGGUUGUCUUCCCUUCAAAAGAUGACCAUCGCAAUCAGAAUGCUUGCUUAUGGAGUGUCGGCUGAUUUCAUGGAUGAAUACUUGAGGAUUGGAGAAACCACUGCAAUAAAAGCUUAA
Messenger RNA from Quercus robur (English oak), 474 nucleotides. RefSeq lists its product as uncharacterized. The transcript has a single exon. The record is from RefSeq and is a predicted model, not a curated record. Lineage: Eukaryota; Viridiplantae; Streptophyta; Magnoliopsida; Fagales; Fagaceae. Bases 1 to 474 code for a protein of 157 amino acids.